AUGCGGCGGGCUCGGGGCGCGGCGCUGCCGGCGCUGGCCGCGCUGAUCAUCGCUGUCGUCCUCUACCAUCUCCCCCUCAACGGCAUUUUCUGUUAUAGAAAAGUGAUUGUUCUUUUCUCCAUGGCAGUGGCUGUGGUCAGAGCCCAGGUACAGCAGGAGCCAUUCCUGGAGACCACCGAGGGCACCGGCAUCAACAUCACCUGCUCACACCCCGAAAUCCAGAACAGCCAAACAAUCUACUGGUACCGACAGUUGCCUGGCCGAGGACCCGAACUCUUUGUGAGCAUUCACAAGGACUCCAAAGAGCUGCCGGACAGUGCGGGCCGUGUGUGGGUGUCGGCAGAUCGGCGUCGGAGCGCGCUGUGGCUCGGGCGGCCCCGGCGCGGGGACGCGGCCGUGUAUUACUGCGCAAUCCGUGGAUCCAGCUUCACCAAGCUGACCUUUGGCUCAGGGACCAGACUCUCCAUCCAGCCCAAAGUGACUCCAUCUCCCUCAGUCUACAGGCUGACCUCCAAAGAUGCCCAGGGUCUGGAAAUGUGCCUUAUCACCGAUUACUCCCCCGAGAAGCUGACUCUGAGCUCUGCUGAGCAGCACACCUCUGCUGUGGUGGGGGUGGCAGCUGCUGGGAGCAGCGAGGAGGAGUCCAGCUACCUGUCCACCUUCUGGGCCAGGAGGGACGAGCUGCACUGUGCCGCCAGCCACGAGGGCUUUGGAGAGCUGCAAGGAGAGGACCCUGAGAGUGGUGCCAGUGCUGUCUGUGUCACAGGGCUGUCCCUACACUUCAGGACAGAUCAACACUUGAACACCCUGUCCUUGUCACAGCUGGGCCUCAAAAUCAUUUUAAUGAAAGGAAUCAUUUUUAAUGUGCUGAUGACAGUGCUUAUGUGGAAGAAAAAAGAGGACUGAGAGUAACCAGGUGGAGCAGUCCUGAAGUGCCAAACCCAUCUGCUUUGAGAGAGCAUCGUGAGCAAGAGGGAGCUCAGGGAUAUCCCUUGUGCAAGGACAUCCCUUGCUGCUCCUAUAUACCACCCCAGCCAUUAUAUUCUGAAUUGCUUUAUUUGCAUUGCUAUAAAACCACUCAAAAUGAAACAUUUCCAGUGUUCUGUCCUCCAGAUGUCUGGGUCAUUCAGCACACAGUGCCUCUUUUGCAUGAAGCACACUUUGUUCUAAUUAUACAUUGCCAAGUUGUAAAUGUAAAAUGUAAAUGUAAAAUGUUGACUUCUGCCUGGAGCAGUGCUGUGUGUUAAGAACUGCGAGCUAAAUAUCAUCUGAAUGGGAAUUUUUCCUAUUUUGGUAGCUUUAGGCUAUUCAUAUCUCUUAGGAUGCACCCCCAGAAACCUUUUCAGGUGCAAAUGAAACACUUUGAAAAGCAAAGGGAGACUGGCUCAGGAUGCACUGUCCUGCCACCUUUUCCUAGAUCAGAGCCAGAUAUCCCGUUUUUUCCCUAAAGGGUGAGAUGCAGUUCUCCCAGAAGUCCCAAAUUCAGUGAAAUUGUCACUUCAAUGUCACAGAAAAAAAAGAAAAGAAAAAUACUAUUUUUUUAAGUCUAUCUGACCAUAACACCUUCUUAAUUUAAACCAGUUUAAGAUUUGGCUUUGUGUUUAGUAAAAGUACAAACCAUUUUUGUUCUUUUUGUUUACUUCUAACAACGUGAGAUCUCCCAAGUUCUUUUUGUACCAGUUGCAUAAAAAUGUACUGAAAUAUUUACCUGUCCACGUGUGCCCACCUUGGAACUGUGCUUGCCUGUGGCACCUGCAUGCUGCUAAUUCAUGAACUGUACUGGCACCACGAGAUGUCUUGCAUUUCUUUAGGCUGUUAUAAAAAAAUUUUACAAAAAAUGAGAAA
Messenger RNA from Passer domesticus (house sparrow), 1845 nucleotides. RefSeq names its product M1-specific T cell receptor alpha chain-like. The record is from RefSeq and is a predicted model, not a curated record. Gene Ontology annotation, biological process: response to bacterium. The transcript is spliced from 8 exons. NCBI's taxonomy places the organism in Eukaryota, Metazoa, Chordata, Aves, Passeriformes, Passeridae. The coding region runs from base 1 to 906 and encodes 301 amino acids.